GCCUGUGCUGCGAGCGCUACAAGACGACGGAGCAGGUGACGAUGACGGGUGCGAAGGCGUGCAACGAACACUUUGUGUUGCUGAAGAGGGAGGAGAAGAUGAAUGCGAGGCAGAAGAAGAGGGCUAGUGAGGAGAUGACGGAUGGGGAGGGAGAGAGUUUGGUAAUGGUUGAUGGGAUGGCUGAGAAGAUGAGUGGUGCGGUUGAUGCGCCGUUUGAAGAUGGGGAUGAGGGCAAGGAAGGGGGACAGGGAAGUGGUUCGGAUUAUGGUGAUGGAGAGGGUGGGGAUGAGGAGCAUGGGGAGAGGGUUAUUGGACUGGCUGCUUAGGGAUGGAGAUGGAUGAAGAGGGAUAAGAAGAUGCUAUAUGGGAAUUGAAAGGGGAUCUUUGGCCCUGGCUUCGGGCUGGAUAGAUUGCCGUCAUUGGACGCAUGGGUGAGGGUCAUGCUGAGUGCUGCGAGAUUGCUCUUUAGGCAUAUCGGCUGUGAACUCAUCGAACAGGAUGCGCCAUAACAAAAAGAUAACGAUAAAUCAAGAAGCCUAGUCGGGGAAG
This is a messenger RNA of Hyaloscypha bicolor E, 549 nucleotides long. RefSeq lists its product as uncharacterized. The record is from RefSeq and is a predicted model, not a curated record. The coding region runs from base 42 to 326 and encodes 94 amino acids. The transcript has a single exon. Lineage: Eukaryota; Fungi; Ascomycota; Leotiomycetes; Helotiales; Hyaloscyphaceae.